AUGGAGUUCCAAGUUCCAAGCUCCAAGCUCCAAGUACCAAGUUCGCAGUUCGAGGUGAAGAAGAGGGGUCGUUUCAGCCUCACGAUUGACGCCUUCUAUCGCUUCCUGCGCCAGGCGCUGCCGCUGGCCAGGGAGGCAGUGAUCCCGCGGAAUGGCAGCCAGGAGAUCUUCCGCACCGAUCUCACCUUCAACUACAGCGGGGUGGAGCUGGACUUGGGCCUGGACUUGGGCCUGACCACUGACACCACCACCACCACCACCACCACCACCCUGGCUCCACUAAUUAGAACGGGAAAUAGGAGCGUGGUGCGGGUGAGUGCGGAUGUGCCCAUUUGGGUGGUGCCCUGCUACUCGGCCAUUCUGCUGUGUGCCGUCGUUGGCAAUCUGCUGGUGGUGCUGACCCUCGUCCAGAACCGCCGCAUGCGCACCAUCACGAAUGUCUUCCUGCUCAAUUUGGCCAUUUCGGACAUCCUGCUGGGCGUCUUCUGCAUGCCGGUCACCCUGGUUGGCACCCUCCUCCGGCACUUCAUCUUCGGCGAGCUGCUCUGCAAGCUCAUCCAGUUCGCACAGGCUGCCUCAGUGGCCGUGUCAUCCUGGACAUUGGUGGCCAUAUCCUGCGAACGCUACUACGCCAUCUGCCAUCCGCUGAGAUCUCGAACCUGGCAGACGAUCAACCACGCCAACAAGAUCAUCGCAAUGAUUUGGCUGGGAAGCCUGAUUUGCAUGACGCCCAUCGCCGCUUUUAGCCAACUGAUGCCGACCAGUCGACCAGGACUGCGCAAGUGCCGCGAGCAGUGGCCGGCGGACAGCUUGAACUACGAGCGGGCGUACAAUCUGUUCCUGGAUUUGGCCCUGCUCGUCCUGCCGCUGAUGGCGCUCAGCUUCACCUAUUUGUUCAUCACGCGCACUUUGUACGUGAGCAUGCGCAACGAGCGGGCCAUGAACUUCGGCAGCAGCGGACCGGAAGUGAGCGCCGCCUCCGUUUCCGCUUCCGCUUCCGGUUCUGCAGCUGGCAAUGGCAAUGGCAGCCAGCAGAUGCCGAGCCAUCAGCAACUUCAGCAGCAGCAGCACCACCAGCACUCCCAAUUUUACUACGCUGAUUACACGCACUGUGGCAGCAAACGCAGGCUGAUCGGAGGAGGAGGAGGAGGAGGAGGUGGAGGGGGAUUCACAGGAUCCUGUGAAGGACGAAGGCAUUUGUACUGCAUGAGGAGUGCCUCCGUGAAGUCGCAGCGCCUGCAGCAGAUCAACGGAGGAGGAACUGCAUCUGGAGUGGGAUCCACCGAGUGCUGCAGUCGCAUGCAAAGGAUGCGCCACCAAAUGCAACAGCAGCAGCAACAACAACAACAGCAGCAAGGAUACAUGGGCGACACCGAAUCCCGGCGAAAGUCGUUGUCGCAACCCAGCCUAAGGAUCACGGAGGCGGGCCUGCGAAGAUCCAACGAAACGAAGAGCUUGGAGAGCAAGAAGAGAGUGGUGAAGAUGCUGUUUGUCCUCGUGCUGGAGUUCUUCAUCUGCUGGACGCCACUGUACGUGAUCAACACGAUGACCAUGCUCCUUGGACCUGCGGUAUACGAGUACGUGGACUACACGGCCAUCAGCUUCCUCCAGCUGCUGGCCUACUCCUCCAGCUGCUGCAAUCCGAUCACCUACUGCUUCAUGAACGCCAACUUCCGACGCGCCUUUGUGGACACCUUCAAGGGGAUGCGGCUCUGCGAUCGGUUGUGUGCUCCAUGCUGCUUCUGGCGGAGGAGAUCCAAGAACGAAACGAACCUCUCGGUGGCUGGGAACUCGAUUGCCUUGGCCAAUUCGGUUAUGUCGAGCCACACGAUUCUGGAGAGUCCGCGGCUCUGAGACCGCAGCCGAAGGCAGCAAUUCGCGGAGACGGAGUCACUUUAGUCACGCAGCAAUUUGUGAUGA
This is a messenger RNA of Drosophila ficusphila, 1920 nucleotides long. RefSeq names its product cholecystokinin receptor (gene CCKLR-17D1). Bases 1 to 1854 code for a protein of 617 amino acids. The transcript is spliced from 6 exons. Lineage: Eukaryota; Metazoa; Arthropoda; Insecta; Diptera; Drosophilidae. The record is from RefSeq and is a predicted model, not a curated record. Gene Ontology annotation, molecular function: neuropeptide receptor activity. Gene Ontology annotation, cellular component: membrane. Gene Ontology annotation, biological process: neuropeptide signaling pathway.